Molecule: messenger RNA, 1581 nt
Organism: Micromonas commoda
Lineage: Eukaryota; Viridiplantae; Chlorophyta; Mamiellophyceae; Mamiellales; Mamiellaceae
Exons: 2
Coding region: 1-1011 (336 amino acids)
Biological process (GO): chlorophyll biosynthetic process
Molecular function (GO): protein binding
Source: RefSeq, a predicted model, not a curated record
AUGAGUGUCAUUACCGCCUCUAUCACGACGUCGCGCGCCGCCCCGGCCACACGUGCCGUCUCCAACGCAGAGCGCGCUCGUAAACCCGCGGCCGUCUCGGAGAAAAAGGACGGGGUCGCGGAUGACGCAUUCGGGCGCGCGCGGAAGGCGGCGACCACGGCGUUCGCCGCGGCCGUGCUGGUCACCGCCCAGCCCAACGCGGCGCUCGCGGAGGGCUCGAUACUCGAUGUCAUCCCGCCCGCCCCCUCGAACGGACCCCUGAAGAACCUUCCGAGGGAGCUCACCGAACCAGACGAGAUCUUCAGAGAGGACUUCACCGUCAAGUUCGCCGGCCUGGAGGUUGACCACAAGUACCUGGUCUCUGCGCUCAUCUUGGGCCAGGCCAUCGGCUUUGUCGGGUCGCUCGUGGGCGGCAACGAGGCGCGCAAGAAGGGCGAGGAGGUCGCCAAGCUCAACGCGUCGUUGCUCAAGGUGAACGCCGAACUGAGAAGGGAGAUGCGCGAGGCGGGCAUGGGACCCUACGUGCCCAUCCCCGCGCAGAGGUUCAUCGAGAAGGGCCCCGGUCAGAGCACCGACGAGGAGAUCGCCGCGGUGGACGGAAUCAUCGUCAAGCUCAAGACCGCCAAGCGCCACCUCAAGGAGAAGGCCAACGACAUGGCGCUCUCGGAGUUCGACGAGGCGCUCAAGGAGAUUAGCGCGAACGAGGGGGCGCUCGCCGAGGCUUGGAAGGCGCAGAGGAAGGCGCAUCGAGGCAGGGGCGCCGCGCUCGAGAGGCUGGGUCGGUACGGGGAGGCGCUCGAGGCCAUGCAGACCGUGCUGUCCCUCAGCGUGGACCACGACGAUCAUUCGGGUGAGACGGACGCGCUGGGCGUCAUAGCGGACAUCUACACCGACAUGGACCAGCUGGAGAUCGCGUCGGAGUACUACGACAGGUACUUUCAGUCGUUGCAGGAGGAGGACGCGCUGAACGCGGCGAAGGAAGCGGCGGAGGAGAAGGCGGUGGCGAGGUGAGGGGUCCAGGUCCUACCACCGGGUUUAGGGUCGACCCGUUCGCGUCAUCAAUCCAACGUACGACGCACGUAUCUCGCGUCUGGUUUACCAAUCGCUAAGACUCGAUCCACCGUCGCGACGCUCCCUCCAUCCCCUCGUCUCCGCGCUCCACCGCUGCGCGAGUGACGCGUCUCGCCCGCCGCCGUGGGUGACGCUCCUCCACGAGGAUUCUCCCCACCCGGCGCCGCGCCACACGUCGUAGAGCCGCUGGGAUUUGACCGCGACGGCGGCGAACGCGAGUUGGGCGGCUGCUGCGACGAGAGAUCUCCUCGCCACGCCGCUCAACCCGCCAGUCUCGGGGUCUCUCCACCAGACUCUCUCAACGCCAUCGCUCCCCCUCGCCCCGUCCAGCCGAUCUCGCCGCUUCCCGUCGCCUUUCCUCGCCCUGCUCGCGGAGGGGAUUCGACGCGCGGACUUCUUGGAUACAGGGCGCGACCGGGAACGACCCAUCACCGGGGUGAAGGUCCACCUGCUCGGUGCCAGGCGGCCCAUUCGCCCGUGCUGUGAAGCCACAACAUUUCCCAAAACCAA